UGAAUAUCCCUUUGUUGGUUGAUAAACUUUAUAGUAAUAUCAAAAUAAUCAACAUGACUCCUGCGCGUUCCUUCUCCCAGACCCCCUUCGACUACCUCAUCGUCGGCGGCGGCACUGCGGGGUUAGCCUUAGCCGCCCGACUCAGCGAACAGUCGCAAUGGCGUAUCGGCGUCAUUGAAGCCGGCCCCACGGCCCUCGACGAUCCCGUCAUCAAUGUCCCUGGUCGUUACGGCGAGGCCCUGGGCGGACCAUACGACUGGCAGUUCGAGACGGUCGCGCAACCGGGUCUAAACGGGCGGGCGCUGGCCUGGCCGCGGGGCAAGGUGCUGGGGGGAACGAGUGCGCUGAACUUGAUGGCGUGGAAUCGCGGACAUCGCGAAGAUUACGAUGUGUGGGAGGAAUUGGGAAAUGAGGGGUGGGGGUGGGAUGGGUUGCAACAGUUCUUCCUCCGCAGCGAGACAUUCCACCCCCCCGACGAAGCGCACCAGAAAUCGCACCAAUCCAACUAUCAGGCGGAGCACCACGGGGUGGCCGGGCCGGUGCAGACGAUGCAUCCUCGCGAAUAUGGACCAUCCCAUCGUUUCUGGCACGCCACAUUGAAUGCGAUGGGCGUCGAGUCCAGCCCGGACAGUCUGGGGGGGUGCAAUUCCGGCGCAUGGAAUAUGGUGUGCACGGUGGAUCCGCACCGACAGGAGCGCAGCUAUGCCGCGUCGGCGUACUACCGACCGAUUCGAGACCGGGAGAACUUGGUGGUGCUGUGCGAGGCGACGGUGCUGGAGAUACUCCUGGAAGAAGACGACGGGUGGACCGCUAAAGGCGUCAAGCUGCGCUGCAACGGGGAGGAGUUCACCGUCUCUGCAACGAAGGAGGUGAUCUUGUCUGCGGGGAGCGUGCAGUCACCACAGCUACUGGAACUCUCGGGGAUCGGGGAUCGAAGCGUCCUCGAGGCAGCCGGGAUUCCCGUCAAAAUCCACAACCCGAAUGUAGGCGAGAAUCUGCAGGAGCAUAUGAUGACCGCCACGGUCUUCGAAUUAAGUGCCGACUUGACCACGCGAGACGAUCUCCUCCACACGCCGGCCCAGCGCGCCGCUGCCGACGAGGAGUAUGCCGCCUCGCGGACCGGACCUUGGACCAUCCUUCCCUGCUCCAUCGCCUACUGUGCUCUGUCAACUCUCGCCCCGCCAGACCAGGUGCAAACCCUGCACCAGCACGCCGAGACCCUUUCCCAGAAGACACAACACCCCCACGACGCCCUGAUCGCCCGGCCAUUCCGCCCUGAUAGCCGCCGGGGACAGGUGGAGUACCUCUUCGACCUAGGCAACUGGAGCCCCUUCUUCACGCCCGAGCCAGGAAACAACAAGAAGUACGGUACAAUGCUCCAAAUGCUGCAGUAUCCCUUCUCGCGAGGGUCGAUCCACAUCCAUCCACGACGAGGCCCCAACGAGCCGGCAACAACCGUCGACGAAUCACCCAUCAUCGACCCACGCUACUACCAGGGCGCAGGCGGACACCUCGACACAGAAGUCAUGAAGCUGGGUCUGCACUUUGGAGACAGAGUGUGCCAGACACCACCACUCGCUGACAUCAUUGCGCGACGGGCGUUUCCCGCACCGGAUGACGACGAUAUUGACCGGUUUGUGCAUGACUGUACCAUGACCGAUUGGCAUCCCGUUGGGACUUGUGCGAUGGGCGGGAAAAAGGGCGCACAAGCCGGUGUAGUAGAUGCGCAAUUACGCGUGUACGGUGUUCGUGGGCUGAGGGUCGUCGAUGCCAGUAUCAUGCCGUUGCAGAUUGGGGCGCAUAUCCAGGCGACGGUGUAUGCGAUUGCUGAGAAGGCGGCAGCGAUGAUAUUGGAAGCUGAUUGUCAUUAGUUUGUUGAAUUGUUGGAGGAGUCGUAUGUCCCUCGACUCUAACUAGUAUGGUCAUGAAG
This is a messenger RNA of Aspergillus campestris IBT 28561, 1930 nucleotides long. Its product is annotated as GMC family oxidoreductase. The transcript has 3 exons. Bases 54 to 1871 code for a protein of 605 amino acids. Gene Ontology annotation, molecular function: oxidoreductase activity, acting on CH-OH group of donors; flavin adenine dinucleotide binding. The record is from RefSeq and is a predicted model, not a curated record. NCBI's taxonomy places the organism in Eukaryota, Fungi, Ascomycota, Eurotiomycetes, Eurotiales, Aspergillaceae.